Molecule: messenger RNA, 4548 nt
Organism: Striga asiatica
Lineage: Eukaryota; Viridiplantae; Streptophyta; Magnoliopsida; Lamiales; Orobanchaceae
Source: the annotation of a GenBank genome assembly
CAGAUUCCCUUUAACCCAAUUUUAUAAAGACCCAUCUUCCUCAUUCUCUCAACAAGUGAACUAACCUCACUCAACUCAACUCUCUCUCUCUCUCUCUCCCUCAAAUCUCUUUUGCUCUCUCUUUCUCUCUCACACACUCACAGACUCAGUGAACCCAUUAAUGAGCUCACUCCACAGUCAAAAUUGAUUCUUUGAUAAUCACACUCUGUGAGCCUCCUCAUCUGUAGAUCUCUCUGUGAUUUUUAUUUCUUUCUUUUUCUUUCUUAAGAUUCUCACAGCCUUUGCUGAAAAUGGAAAUACCCACCGGAAAGCAGAAGCCCACGCGCCGCCCAUUCACAGCGAGCAUUUAAAACCUUGUUCUUUGUCUUGAUUUCUACAUAAAGACUCCAUUUUUCUUUUUUCUAUUUGGACAAUGACGGAGGCGGCUGACGGGAAAGCGAUGCCGGCGGAGGCCGAGAAGAAGAAGGAGCAGAGCCUCCCCUUUUAUCAGCUGUUUUCUUUUGCUGAUAAGUACGACUAUAUCCUGAUGAUUAGUGGCAGCUUGGGGGCCGUCAUUCACGGGUCCUCCAUGCCCGUUUUCUUCCUGCUUUUCGGCGAGAUGGUCAAUGGCUUCGGGAAAAACCAGAUGGAUUUGCACAAGAUGACCCAUGAAGUUGCCAAGUAUGCUCUCUAUUUCGUAUACCUUGGAUUGGUUGUGUGCUUUUCGUCCUAUGCAGUUCACUACGGAUCAGUCGCACGUGGUCCGUAGACUGUUCUUUGUCUUGAUCCUCUUCACCGGUCAAUUUUCUUCAAUAAUAUUUUUCUCUGUUUUACAUAAAACCCCAUUUACAUCUCCAUCAAAAUGAUGGGUCUUUAGAAUUUCACGUUUCUUUCUCUCCAUCCUUUUUUUGUUUUUCUACUUUUUGGUCAAAUUCAUUUUCAUUUAUUUUCCUUUUGUUCACAUACCCGUGCUAAAACAGAGAUUUGUGUAAUAUUCUCUGUUUGACAUCAUUCCCAAUUUCUUUCACUUCAUCCUUUCGUUUUUUCUCCUUUUUGGCCAAAUUUAUUUUCAUUUCUUUUACAUCCAAUUAUUUCCAUCAUUCUUGGUUGAAAAAUUGACCCAUUUUGUCCAUACAUUUGUUCAAAAACAGAGAUUGCAUGUUGGAUGUACAGUGGGGAAAGGCAAGUGGGUGCACUGAGGAAAAAAUAUUUAGAGUCUGUUUUGAAACAGGAUGUAGGCUUUUUUGAUACAGAUGCAAGAACUGGGGAUAUUGUGUUUAGUGUCUCUACAGAUACCCUGCUUGUUCAAGAUGCCAUUAGUGAGAAGGUUGGUAACUUCAUUCAUUAUCUUUCGACUUUUCUGGCUGGCUUGGUGGUCGGUUUUGUGUCGGCAUGGAGGCUAGCUCUACUCAGUGUGGCCGUUAUUCCUGGAAUAGCUUUUGCCGGUGGAUUAUAUGCUUAUACGUUAACUGGGCUCACCUCUAAGAGCCGUGAAUCGUAUGCGAGUGCUGGUAUAAUUGCCGAGCAGUCGAUUGCCCAAGUUAGGACAGUUUACUCGUACGUUGGUGAGAGCAAAGCCCUGAGUGCUUAUUCAGAUUUAAUUCAAAACACACUAAAGCUGGGGUACAAAGCUGGAAUGGCUAAAGGACUCGGUUUAGGAUGUACUUACGGUAUAGCAUGCAUGUCGUGGGCACUCGUUUUCUGGUAUGCUGGCGUUUUCAUUCGAAACGGGCAGACAGAUGGCGGCAAGGCAUUCACCGCUAUUUUCUCUGCCAUUGUUGGUGGCCUGAGCUUGGGUCAGUCUUUCUCCAAUCUUGGAGCUUUCAGCAAAGGAAAAGCUGCUGGAUACAAAUUAAUGGAAAUAAUCAAGCAAAAACCGACUAUCGUUCAAGACGAAAAGGAAAACAAGUGCUUGUCUAACGUCAAUGGGAACAUCGAGUUCAAAAACGUAACUUUUAGCUACCCUUCAAGACCCGACGUCUUCAUCUUCCGAGACUUUUCCAUUUUCUUCCCGGCGGGAAAAACGGUAGCUGUCGUGGGCGGUAGUGGUUCGGGAAAAAGUACCGUUGUCUCAUUAAUUGAAAGAUUUUACGAUCCUAAUCAGGGAGAAAUUUUGCUCGACGAUGUUGAUAUAAAAACCCUGCAGCUGAGAUGGUUGAGGAAUCAAAUUGGCCUAGUGAAUCAAGAACCCGCGCUCUUUGCCACAACAAUACUCGAGAACAUUCUUUACGGGAAGCCCGAUGCUACUAUGGCCGAGGUGGAAGCUUCUGCAUCGGCUGCUAAUGCUCAUAGCUUCAUCUCCUUGCUUCCAAAUGGAUACAACACUCAGGUGGGAGAACGUGGGGUCCAGCUGUCGGGUGGGCAGAAGCAGAGGAUCGCAAUCGCACGUGCCAUGCUCAAGGACCCGAAAAUCCUACUCCUCGACGAGGCCACGAGCGCUCUCGAUGCAGGCUCGGAGAGCAUCGUUCAAGAAGCCCUCGACCGACUCAUGGUGGGCCGGACCUCAAUCGUCGUGGCCCACCGCCUUUCGACAAUCCGUAACGUCGACUCCAUAGCCGUCAUCCAACAAGGCCAGGUCAUCGAAACCGGGACCCACGAAGAACUCAUAUCCAAAGCCGGCGCUUAUGCUUCUCUCAUCCGAUUUCAAGAAAUGGUCGGUAAUCGAGAGUUCUCGACGAACCCCUCCACUCGACGGACACGAUCCUCGAGAUUAAGCCACUCGCUCUCGACAAAAUCCCUCAGCCUUCGUUCGGGGAGUUUAAGGAAUCUGAGCUAUUCUUACAGCACGGGAGCAGACGGGCGAAUCGAGAUGGUCUCGAAUGCCGAGACAGAACGGAGAAAAAACCCGGCCCCAGCUGGUUAUUUCUGCCGUUUGCUGAAAAUGAAUGCGCCCGAGUGGCCAUACUCGAUUAUGGGGGCUGUGGGGUCAAUUCUUUCGGGCUUUAUAGGGCCCACUUUUGCAAUAGUGAUGAGUAACAUGAUUGAGGUGUUCUAUUAUAGGAACCCGGCUGCUAUGGAGAGGAAAACGAAGGAGUACGUUUUUAUCUAUAUUGGAGCGGGACUUUACGCGGUGGUCGCGUAUCUCAUUCAGCACUACUUCUUUAGCAUCAUGGGAGAAAAUCUCACUACCCGAGUUCGGAGGAUGAUGCUAGCAGCAAUUCUGAGGAAUGAAGUGGGGUGGUUUGAUGAAGAGGAGAAUAACUCGAGCCUGCUCGCGGCUCGUCUGGCUACCGAUGCUGCAGACGUGAAAUCGGCUAUAGCAGAGAGGAUAUCUGUGAUACUGCAGAACAUGACUUCUCUUCUCACUUCAUUCAUAGUGGCCUUCAUUGUGGAGUGGAGGGUUUCAUUGCUCAUACUUAGCACAUUUCCUCUCCUUGUCUUGGCAAACUUUGCACAGNAACUAUCACUCAAGGGUUUUGCCGGCGACACGGCGAAAGCCCACGCGAAAACGAGCAUGAUCGCCGGCGAAGCCGUGAGCAACAUCCGCACCGUCGCGGCCUUCAACUCCCAACCGAAGCUCCUCUCCCUCUUCUCCCACGAGCUCCGCCUCCCCCAACGCCGCUCCCUUAAACGGGCCCUCUCCUCGGGCCUCCUCUUCGGGCUCUCCCAGCUUGCCCUCUACUCCUCGGAGGCCCUAAUCCUCUGGUACGGCUCCCGCCUCGUCCUCCACGGCCUCUCCACCUUCUCCCGCGUCAUCAAAGUCUUCGUCGUCCUCGUCAUCACCGCCAACUCCGUCGCCGAGACCGUCAGCCUCGCCCCCGAGAUCGUCCGCGGCGGCGAGGCCAUCGGCUCCGUCUUCUCCGUCCUCGACCGCCCCACCAAAAUCGACCCUGACGACCCGGAAACCGAGCAAAUCUCGUCCAUCCGCGGCGAAAUCGAGCUUCGCCACGUGGACUUCGCGUACCCAUCCCGGCCCGAAGUCGCGAUCUUCAAAGACUUCAGCUUGCGGAUUCGGGCGGGCCAGAGUCAGGCCCUAGUGGGCCCGAGCGGGUCGGGCAAGAGCACGGUUAUAUCUCUAAUCGAGAGAUUCUACGACCCGGUUGGCGGGAAAGUGAUGAUCGACGGGAAGGAUUUAAAACGGGUUAAUUUAAAAUCGUUGAGGAUGAGAAUCGGGCUCGUUCAGCAAGAGCCCGUUUUGUUUUCCGGCAGCAUUUUCGAGAAUAUCGCGUACGGGAAAGAAGGGGCGACGGAAGGGGAAGUGGUGGAGGCGGCGAGGGCGGCGAACGCGCACGUUUUUGUAACCGGGCUGCCGCGAGGGUACGAUACGCAAGUGGGGGAGAAGGGAGUGCAGCUUUCGGGAGGGCAGAGGCAGAGGAUAGCAAUUGCGAGGGCGGUUUUGAAGAAUCCGGCGAUUUUGCUUUUGGACGAGGCGACGAGCGCGUUGGAUGCGGAGUCGGAGCUGGUUUUGCAGGAGGCGCUGGAGAGGGUGAUGAGGGGGAGGACGACGGUUGUAGUGGCGCACAGGCUGGCGACAGUGAGGGGGGUGGAUAGUAUAGGGGUGGUGCAGGAAGGGAGGAUAGUCGAGCAAGGGACGCAUGAAUGGUGUUUGGUGGAGGGUGGUGAGGGUUU